This is a messenger RNA of Camelus dromedarius (Arabian camel), 12556 nucleotides long. It is a transcript of the gene ALPK2, whose product is annotated as alpha kinase 2. NCBI's taxonomy places the organism in Eukaryota, Metazoa, Chordata, Mammalia, Artiodactyla, Camelidae. The coding region runs from base 1485 to 8030 and encodes 2181 amino acids. The record is from RefSeq and is a predicted model, not a curated record. The transcript has 14 exons. Gene Ontology annotation, molecular function: protein serine/threonine kinase activity; ATP binding. Gene Ontology annotation, biological process: protein phosphorylation.
CUCCAGUGUAGAGCACAAUUUUUCAGUUAUACAUGAACAUACAUAUAUUCAUUGUCACAUUUUUUUUCGCUGUGAGCUACCAUAAUAGAGUCUCUCAGCUUUCAAUAGCUUUCUUCUCAAAUGAAGAUAAAACUGAAAAAAACAGAACAUAUCAACCAUAUACUUCUUGAUAUUUCUUAAUUUUAGGUGAUUUUUCAUCUUAUGAAAAAUUUCAUUCCCUCAAGGUAUAGUGAUGCCUGCACGGUGUCACAUAAACACAGUUUGCUUUUGAGGAUUAUCAUGCCCAGCACAGGGUGAAUAUUUACAGCUAUGUCCCUUUCAAAGUCACCCAUUCGAAGCUGGUAGCUAAUUUUAGCCGUGAGUCUCCUAAGAGGUUUCUUUCGAAGCUGUCAGUUUACAGGUAUGGGACAUUAAAAUACUUUUGCAAAGAGAGGCAAAGUGGUUAUAGAGGCAUACUUCUGGAUUUUCUAUGUUCUUUCUUGGAUUUGGACAAAAUCCAAUUUAAAAAAAAAUGCCCACGUUACAAAGUGUGCUUUGCCAACAUGAAUGAUUCUUGACAAUCUGAAAAAACAGAGUUCAUGGUAUGUAUUUUUUCUGCGGAUUUUUAAUGGUCUUCCCCUAUUUUCUUUUUACUACCGCAGUCAAAAUACAAAGAGAGAAAAUUGUGUGUGUGUGUGAGAGAGAAAGAGAGAGAGAGAAAGGUGGGGUGACGAGGAGGGGAGGGCACCCCUGGGGGAAGAGGGUGGAUCCUGCCUUGCUGUGGCUUCUGCUUUUCUCAGAGAACUUCAGAGAACGACGACUAUAAUAUACCAGCUCUAAAUGAACAACAUAUGACUCUUAUUUUUGCCUCCCAUCCCCUCCCCCCUCCAACGGGUUUCCUAUGUGUAUUUCAAGUGUCUGAUAGACCCUUGCUAGGAGAACUGCCUUAAUCACUUUAACAAGCAGUGAGAUUUUGCUUUUCUAAGAGGCAAGCACCUGAACCUGAGGUCCUGCAUGGGCUCUGCCAAAUGCUGCUGUCUCCGAGCCAUCGUGACAGCUCGUCUGGGUUUCAUCAGCUCCCUGGGGCUGCAUUUCACCAGGCCCCUUUGCCAAGGCCUCCCCGGCAGCGUCAACAAGUGUUGUACCUCCUGCAGAAACAGCCCUCAAGUUUCAUCACGGUGAUGCUAAAAAAUAUUCUCCAGCUUCAGCAAUGACCUAGUUCAUUCAAGGGCAGGGGAAAAAAAAAUGCCCGUCUUCCAGAACUUCCCCAGGCACGGAAUUUUCCCUCUUAGGAAGAUAGGAACUUUGCUGGAAACAGACCCAGCUGUGCUUUGAAAAACUUUGGAAAAGACCCUGAACCCUGUAACUCCUCUGAAUCCCCAGUUCCGGGACCAGGGACGCCCCACCAAUGCCUCACACACUGCCUGGGGAGCCCACAGCCGAGCCAGCCCUCCUAUCACGUUCCUUGGACAAAAAGUAUUGAAAAGUUCCUGUGGCAUGAAAGGAUGACAGACUCAGGAGGGCCCCGGGGGCGCACACUUUGCUUUUUAUCUACGCUGCUUUCCCAGAAAGUUCCCGAGAAGUCAGAUGCCGUGCUUCGCUGCAUGAUAUCGGGUCAGCCCGAGCCAGAGGUAACUUGGUAUAAGAAUGGUCAAACCAUAGAUGAGUGUGGCAUUGCUUCCAGUCAUGAAUUCUCCAAGAAUCAAUACACUCAUGUAUUACAUCUCUCUCGCUGUACCCAGAAUGACGCUGCUGUUUAUCAAAUAUCUGCUAAAAACUGUUUUGGGAUGAUCUGCUGUUCUGCUUCCAUUGAAGUUGAGUGCUCGUCGGAGAAUCUGCAACUCCCUCCUAACCCGAAAGGUGAAGGAGACACAGGUUGGACACAUGAAACAGAGACAUAUGAGCAGGAGAGCACAAAUCAAACUGAUGAGAAAGAGCAUCCUUAUAAGGAAGAAGAAAGUAUUGCCUCGGGCACUCCCAUGCCCGCUGACUCCCCCUCCUCCACGUUCAAUGGUUUGUGCUCAUUGCAGUCAUUGGCCAAUGAUGACAUUGGUGCAUCCAGUUCUGAAAAUCCCUUGGAUGUUAAAGACGUGAGGCAAACUGAAGAGGCUUGUGAUCCAAAUAAAACAGAGGAAACUGCAGAUGGGUGGCUUUUUCCUAAGUCAAGUCAUAUUCCCGAUAAACAAGCUGUGUUUUGCCACGGGACAGUGCAUUCCAAAGUAUCAAGGUUAAUGGAUGGUGCCUUAGACAAUGAUGGCCCUAAGGAUGAAGCCUUAAACUCUAGUCACCAAAAUCCCAAAACCCAGAAGUACAUCAGCUUCAGUGUCCCACUGACGGAGGCCACGCCCUCCGCUUCCCCAGGUGACAGGGCCACCAUCCGCAAGCCAGUCAGCCCACCGGUUUCCAGCACCGACUCUGACAGUGAUUAUGAACUUUGCCCAGAGAUAACCCUAACCUACACCGAGGCAUUUUCAGAUGAUGACCUGGAGUAUCUGGAAUGUUCCGAUGUUAUGACAGAUUACUCUAAUGCCGUUUGGCAAAGGAACCUACAGGGGACUGGGCAUGUUUUUUUAUUAGAAAGCGAUGACGAAGAUGUGGAAUUCAGUGAGCGUGGCCUGGGUGGGUGUGAGCAUCUCCUCAGUGAAAUGGGUUGUGGGCCUCGGGUGUCGGGUAACACCCGGCCUAUGGAUGCCACUGCUGGCCUCUGCGGUUAUCACUCACCACCCCAAGAAGUGGGGGUGAGGAGCAGCCGAGCCUGCACACACAGUGCCUCACCCCUGCAAACAGGGAUGACUCUGACUCUGGGACCUCACCAGGAUGGAGUGGCGACGGUGACCGACCAGGGCAGAUAUAAACCUCCCUCUGCUCCGGAGGCUGCUGAAAAUGGUUAUCCAGGAAUUCAGGGAGAAUCCAGAGACAGCUGCCACGCAGGAGAGGAAUUCGCCGGUGACAAUCUGCUAAACGUGGACAAAGCAGUGACAGGGAGAGAGAGGAAGCGCUCAUCGGGUGAGUUAGGAAAAUCAGGGAUGAACCAGUGUUUGGAGACCGUGGCCGAGAGAAGAGCAGAGGGGAAAGACUUACUGAGCAGGAGGGGCUCAGAGAAACCUGCCAGGGUGAGGCGACCAGGGAUCAAGGGGAAACCCAGGAAGCUGAGCCCCAGCCUGGGAGAGAGUUCAACAGAAGCCCCUCCUCAUUGCCUCUAUCCCAAAGGACUUGUUAAGCACUCACUAACCCCGAGUGAUAAAAGAGAGAGCUCCUGUGCCAGAGCAGAGGGUGCUGCCUUGAAUCCCCAGAUCCAUGCAGAAGGAUGUGUUCUUCCAACCCAAGCAGAGCAAGAAGCAAAACCCCUGCAGACUCCACCAGGCUCACUCUCCAAACGAGGGAAGCUGGACUUCCAGGCAGAAGGGGUGUGGGUUAAAAAUGUGUUUGAAACAAGCCAGGUUCCAGACUGCAGUGAUCAUCCUCAGGAGAGCCAGCUUCGUCCUAUUUGGUUGCUUCACACACCAGUGAGUGACCACAGAUUCAUGCCCAGGGUGCGAGGUCAGGAAACGGUCAGGGAGCAAGUCUUCCUCAGCCGGAUGCCAGCUUUCUCAGAGUCUGCACUUACUGGGACCACAACAGACUCCUCCUGCAUCUUAGGAAUCAAUAAGGAAAACGCAUCACUGGCCCAAUGCCUGGCGGUAGAAAGAGUUGCCCAAGGCCCACAGCACAGAGAAAGUCAACAUAGAGAAGACAAGACACCUAGACGUUCCUGGGGAGACCGAGGACGUGAGCUGAGCAUCCCAGAAGCCAGGACCGAAAACACGCCCCUCUGUGCGCUGUCAAAGCACCUCCCCCCAGAGAACAGGGCUGACCCCGGGGAGCCCCAGGCUUUCUCAGUUGCCACCCCUGAGCUCGCACAUACCGUCCCUACGCUGGAAACUGUGUCUGAUGGGCCAAGGGACAGAGCAACAACGUGUGUGCUAGAGCGUCUUGAAGCAGGUGACCAUGAAACAUGUGAUACCUUGGGUUCUCCUGUUGGAGCCCCAGUUGGUAAAUAUUUGCCUCAAGAAAUUUGCUCCAUGGACUUAGAGCUGGCAGGUCAAAGCCAAGGAUCUGAUUUAUGUUCUCCUGACGACAAGACACUGGAUGUUCUUUUUCAAACACGAGGUUCUGAGCCGCCGCUGUCCACAUGUGAAGGCAGCGACGACAGACACUCGGCCCCAUCCCCUCUUUUUAUCAGUACUUUCACCUGGGACAUUUCACAAAAAGCCAGUAAACGUGCCACCGGGGAAAAUCUAGUCAAGGGGGAGAAUUCCACCUCCACAUUGACCUCCACAGUAGGGGCUGGCCAGGGGAGGCUGAGCCCCAGGAACUCAGAGGGGCUUGAGGAAAGACAGACUCGAUCUUCUGAGAAUGACUCUCACGUAUGGUUUAAAGAAGGCAGUGACGAGAGCUCCAGUACCAGUGCCCCAGACACCGCAGACGCACCUGCCAGUCAUAACUCAAUAGCGAAGCUUCCGCAGGAGAAGCCAACAACACUAACUGCUAAUCUUGACCAUUUGGAGGUGACCAGGGAGAGAGGGGACACCUCAGCUGUUCCCACUGCCACUAGAGUCCACUGCACCAAACACAUCCCUGUUUCAAUUGCCGGGAACAGCCAUGCAGAUGGCUCUGAGGAGAGUUCACCUUGGGCACCGGUUGAAAGUAUUUCCCAGCUUCCCUCCAGUGUACAAUUGGGUCAUGUUUUAAACAGUUCCACACUCGAAUCGUCAAAAGAGCUGCCUUGUGUGGCUCCCAGUGGGCCAGGGGUCCGUGUCCACGUCCCUCAGCUCCCAGAGGGAGAGAGUUUCUGUAGUUCCCUGCUGCAGGUGGAUAACCAGUCUGGAAGGAGGAGCCAGACCUUGGACAGAGCAGACCCUAGGAGUCUUGGGGAGAAUUUACAAGAAAAAGGAAGUGAAACAACACAGAGGCUCCAGCAGGAGAGCCAGCCCCACCAGGGUUCUGCUAAAGAUAGUUUCCAAGAAAGCUUGCCCGUGACAUCUGUGCAAGGGGAAAUAAACCUGGUCCCCUUGCACCACUCAUCAGCCAAUUCCAGGGAGGAAAGAGGGCAGAGCUUGGGUUUGGAGACCAGUGUGUCUGUGGUGGCUGAAUCCACCGUGAAAGAUGACAGCCUGGCUCUGAGCAGUGUUCCACCUCUCUCUGAUAGCCUUCUGGAGGCAUCUGAAAAGAGUGUCCCAGGAUACUGGGAAGCAGGUAAAAAGCUGAAGAUUAUAACUCUGGAGGCAUCGAUUUCAGAGACGUGGCCACCAAGACAACUGACAGAUGCUAAGUGCAAGGAAUCGGAAGGUGGUCUCAUGAUUUCUGACGGGGCCUGGGCUGUAUCUGACGUUGUGAAGGCAGAUGCUGCUGUGCCGAAACUGGAUUCCUCUGAAACAGCAUCGGCCUGCAGUCCCCGGGCUGAGUCUGUCCCGGCCCUUGCUAAUAACAGAGGAAUCCAUGAAAGCAGAGACCGAACAAGCAGUGCAUGGUGGAGUAGUCUGUCUUCCCAGUAUCUGAGCCAACCCAGACUUCUGGAGUCGUCUGUGGAUCCGGUAGAUGAAAAGGAAUUAUGUGUCACAGACUUGUUCUCAGGGACUUCUAAAACUGGAAGGAAGGAAAGUGUUAAUAUGAGUCAAAACCAACACAAGAUGGAUGGCGCUGCCUUCCUUAAACAGUCCCUGACUUGCCCUAAAAUCUUAGAGUCAUCUGUAGAUCCCAUCAAUGAAACAGGGAUGAUGGAGUGGACGAGGGCAGAAACACCAGGGCCUUCCAAAUCCACACUGAGGGUCAUGAGAGUGGAGAGUCAACUGAAUGAUGGAAACUUGGGCCAGAGGGUGGAAGUCCAACCUGCCACCUUGCAAGUUCUGUGCCCCCAGCAAGGUGGGGAAACCAUUCCAAGUGAAAACAGCGUCAACCAAAGCCCAGAGGACUGUGGAAGAGGGGAGGCAGACCAAAGUCGACAUGACAAAGCACGGGUGGGCAUGCAGUCUGCCAUCUUGCAAGUCCCGGGUCCUGGCAAAGGUCGGGCAACAAUUCCAAGUGGAUGCGGCAGGAGCCAAAAACAAGUCAGUGAGGAGCACUUAGGGGAGGCUGAACAAAAUGCAAACAACAAAGCAGAGUUCCUUUCCCCCACAUUACCUCUUUCUAGCCAUCUUGCAGUAAUGACUCCCGCAUCCGUUGGAGUUGCUACUCACAGCUCCACAGGUCAAAGUCAUGACACCCCUGAGAAUGAUGUAGUGGAGCCCAGAAACCAUCAACACACAUUUUCUGGCUCGAAGGAAAGGGGAGCUAUUGAGACUGAGCGUGGGAAAUAUUUGCCCCCUGUUGGCGGUCUUCCUCAGGGAUCUUUUACUCCAUCCCCUGAAGGAAGCAUCACAGACUCUUCCAGAAGCCACAAAACUGAGAGACAAAAAGUAGAGGCGCCCCCAGCUGGGGAAACCAAGCCCACAAGCACACCUGGCUCCCCGGCAGUGAUGUUGGCGUUCACUUCUGGAGAAUGUGUAUCAGAGAAGGUUCCUGAGAUGCUGCAGGACCCCAGUCAACAGGGCUCCACCCUGGGCCGCGGGAAGAAGUCGAGGGAGGAGACUGGCCACAGGGCGUCCCAGACUGGCAGCUUCCCCAGGGCAACCCCAGCAGUGACCAGGUCAGAGGAGGCGGAGAAGAAGUGGGAAACCCCAGGAAGUGGACAUCUGGCUGAGGGAGUGAGGAAGAAAAUUCUCUCCAGGGUUGCCGCCCUGAGGCUGAGGUUGGAAGAGAAGGAAAACAUCAGAAAGAACUCUGUCCUUAAAGGGAGUCCUAAACCUGAGACAUCAGUAUCUCACACCAGUGAGCAAAAGGACCCCCAAAGGCCACCUUGCAAAAGUGAAGGAAGAGCUCCAGUAUUACUGAGAAAGAUCCAAGCCGAGAUGUUCCCUGACCACUCUGGAAAUGUAAAAUUAAGCUGCCAAUUUGCAGAGAUUCAUGAAGAUUCUACUAUCUGGUGGACAAAAGAUUCAAAGUCGAUAGCCCAAGUACAGAGAAGCGCGGGAGACAACUCCGCUGUGUCCUUGGCCAUCCUUCAAGCGGGUCAGAAGGACCAGGGCCUCUAUUAUUGCUGCAUUAAGAACAGUUACGGGAAAGUGACUGCUGAAUUUAACCUCACCGCGGAAGUUCUCCAACAACUUUCAAGUCACUCGGAUAUUGAAGGCUAUGAAGAGAUUGAAUUCAGCCAGCUCAUCUUCAGAGAAGACUUCCUCAAUGACAGCUACUUUGGGGGUCGCCUGCAUGGUCAGAUCGCCACAGAGGAGCUGCACUUUGGAGAAGGGGUCCACCGAAAAGCCUUCCGCAGCAAAGUGAUGCAGGGCCUCAUGCCGGUCUUCCAGCCCGGCCACGCCUGUGUGCUCAAGGUGCACAAUGCUGUCGCCUACGGGACCAGAAACAACGAUGAGCUCAUCCAGAGGAACUACAAGCUCGCCGCCCAGGAAUGCUAUGUGCAGAACACCGCCAGACACUAUGCUGAGAUCUAUGCUGCUGAAGCACGGCCUCUGGAGGGCUUUGGAGAAGUGCCAGAGAUCAUUCCCAUUUUUCUUAUCCAUCGACCUAAGAACAAUAUCCCAUACGCAACAGUGGAGGAAGAGCUGAUUGGAGAGUUUGUGAAGUAUUCCAUCAGGGAUGGGAAGGAAAUAAACUUCUUGAGAAGGGAAUCAGAGGCUGGUCAGAAAUGCUGCACCUUCCAGCACUGGGUCUACCAGAAAACAAGCGGGUGUCUCCUGGUCACAGACAUGCAGGGUGUAGGAAUGAAGUUAACUGACGUUGGCAUAGCAACACUGGCUAAAGGGUACAGAGGAUUUAAAGGCAACUGUUCCAUGACCUUCAUUGAUCAGUUUAAAGCACUACACCAGUGUAACAAGUAUUGUAAAAUGCUGGGGCUGAAGUCGCUUCAAAACAACCAGAAACAAAAGAAGCCGAGCAUCGGGAAGAGCAAAAUUCAGUCCAGCUCCACAACCGUGAAGAAGACGGCACCCGGGACCCCAGCCGACAAGAAAACCUAACGACUCCUAUUAACUAACAGUCAGCGGCUGGCGGCAUGUGGUCUUGUGGGUAGAAAUCUGGGAACACCCCAGAGGGAACACAGCCUGCAGAGCGACCCAGAGCUGCCUCCCAGCUGCCUCCCAAGCUGCCACCUGCUGGCUUCCCGGAGAUGAUUUUAGAGCAGGAUUUGCAACCCGACCCACGGAGAGACUGAAUCAAUUGUCCAUCUCAAGGAUGUCUUUGUACCGUUAGCAUUUGUACCGACCUCAGAUUAGGUGUCUGUAUUUGCACAUGGCUGUCUUGUCAAGGACCGCGGGCUAAGCAGGGUCUGUCCACAGCCCACGUCCUCCCCGCCCCCAUUCCUGACCUCGGGAUUUCUAGGCACAUCCGGCUGCUCUACCAACAGAAGGGGUGAAUUCCUUUCCUGGGUCAGGCGUGCUCGAGUGGAUUAUGCUGUUGUGGCUGGAGGGGGCUCCCAAAACGUCAGGCAGUUUCCCAUCACUCUUCACACAUCCCGCUGUAACGUUCUGUUUAAUUAAAUUCAUGUUUAGACAGAAGCUGUAAGAUGCACAUACUAGUGCAGACAUUUGGACUUUGCCGUAUUUCACAUUCCCCCAGGAGGGAUAAUAGUUCCUGAUACAUUUACCAGAGCACAAAAUAGUUGCUUCUGUGUUUUCCGCCCAUUCUUACAGCACAGCUUGGGUUUGGUCCACUUCUCUUUCUAAAUCCGAGCUCCCUAAACCCAGGGCUGCCCCCUCGAGGGAUCGCUCUGGAAGGUGCGUGCAAAUCCUGGCGGGAGCACCGGCGCUCACAGCGUCCCGGCCCCUCCCUCUCAUUCACGGGGGUCUCCUCCCCACCAGUCUGGGUCCUGCCCAGCUGUGCAGCAGAGUGGCCACAGCAGUUUGCACUGGGCAAGAGGAAGCGGUGCAAAGACAGUUCAGGGACCGUCUCCCUCACCCCAAACUGAGAAUGUCUCAAGCCCCACCAGUGUUGUUAUUGUCUAAUUAAGACUCUUUAGAGCAGUUUUAGGGGUACAGAAAAACGAGUGGAAAGUACAGAGGUCCCAUAUGGCCCCUCACCCCGACUCUGUUAUUUCCCCCUCGUCAUUAGCAUCUUACCCAUGUGAUGCCUUUGUUACAGCUGAGGAGCACCCCAGGACAUCGGGAUUCACGGACGUCCACAGCUUGCACCAGGGCUCAUUCUGUGCUACUCUACAAGGACAUGUAUCCACCACGACAGUAUCUCACAGAGUCGUUUCACUGCCCCCGAGAAAUCCCCUGUGCUCCACCGAUUCCUCCGUCCUUCCCCUGAGAUCCAACUCUUAGUAGCCACUGGCUGUCUCCCUAGUUUUGCUUUUUCCAGAAUGUCACAGAGUAGGAGCCCUAUUGGAGGUAGCCUUCUCAGAGAGCUGGUGGUUUCAGAUGAUGCAGGUGCACUCCCUGACCGCAGCUGGGAGGAGGCGUCUCACUGGAAGUGCGCACAACCCCCCUGGGAUCUUGUUAAAAAGAAAACAAAACGCAGGCUCCAAUUCGGUCGGUGUGGGGUGGGGCCUGAGACUCUGCAUUUCCAACAUGCUCCCAGGGGAUCUGCGUGGUGGCCCGGGGACCACACUUAGGAGGGGCAUGUAGACCACAGGCAGGAGGGUCCUGAAGUGUUGAGGAAGUGAGGAGGACUAGAGUUCAAGCAGCGGUCGGCCGGGGAAGCACCCAGCUCCUUGGAUCCUGACCUGGGAGGCGGGAGGGGGACACGCCGUAGUGCCGGCGGUGCCAGGUGAUGGCUGUGCCCAGCUCUGCAGGGCAGCAGGCUUCCACGGGAGAUCCCGGCUGCUUCUCCUUCAAAAUACACCCUCCUCAGGCACGAGGUUUAGACAGAAAGGAGAGCAUAGAUGGGAUUUUUGUUUUAAAAAGGGAUUUGAAAGAGAAACCUUCAGCUAGUCACAGAGCAUCUUUUCGGAAGAUCUACCAUCUCCAUUUUUCUUCUAAAGGGAUCCCUCCGGCUGCAGCUUACAAAAUGCUCAGUUUCCGGCGAGGCAGCCUGUAGCCUGCUUCCCCGGCACAGGCCCUGCAGCUGCAUUUGGCAGUGGCGCUCUCUGAAGUUCCAUGAUAACAAAAACGCACAGGCACACUUUGAUUGAAAUCAGUGUACAUCCAUCAGCGUGGGUGUGACCAAAGCCCCUUUCAACAGAUCAGGGAACGUUCUCUGGUAAUUGUUUGUAAUUAUAAAAACAAUAUCAACACAGGUGUUCAAAAAUUUUAAAAAUUACAGAAAAGUGCAAAAUGAAAAGUCAAAGUCACCCUGUAACCCUAGCUCUAGCUGGCUUUGAAUUUGGGCUUGGAGAGACAGUGGAAGGGAAAGGAGUUUCUCCCAGAUUUGGCAUUUUGCAGUCAGCCCGGGGGUGGCGUGGCUGGAGCUCUCCCCUCCUCCUUUCAAGGCUGUUUAGAUGUCUCUUCAAGGGGCCCUUACUGUUUCCCAUAAUCUGAUUUCAUCUGUUUAGAAAUACUUGGAGGACCGGAGACUGCAGGUGUGCCCACGGGGGACUUGCCUCCACCAAUGCAGCCAGGGAUGGCCUUGGUGGGGCUGAGUGGCCAUCUAUCUGGCCACCCACACCCUGACCGUCUGUUCUGAGAUGAAUUGCAGGCUUCCUCGCAUCGUCAAAUACCUGGGUGGGUGUGCUGUGAGCUCUUAUACUGAGGAGUUGUUCUCAAAAAUGCCCACACCCAUUGCCACUGUUUUCUUUCUUUCUCUUUUUUAAGUGGAGGUACUGGGGACUGGACCCAGGACCUCGUUCUUGCUAAGCACGUGCUCUACUGCUGAGCUGCACCCUCCUCCUCUUCCGGCCCCCCUUGCCAUUGUUUUUGCUUAGUUUCCACCACGUCCAGUUUCUUUGGUUUUUCCCAUUUGUCUACGUGAGGUGUUAGGUCUAUAAACACAACAAACGCUCAACCCAGGGCUGAGCUGGGAUGGCCUGGUGGGUCCAGCUGGGGACUUUGUGCCCGGUGCCUACAGGAUGGUCAUCUGUGUGUGAGCAUCUGUUUCUUAAAGGGCUCGGCAGUGGGGCUCUGUGACAGGCAGCUGACAAAAAUAAAUGAACACCUCAUUAAAAUGGGCUUGUUUUCAACAGCAGGUUCAUCGCUAAUGAGGUUGGCAAAGAGAUGAUGCCUUCCUGCCAGGGGCAUCGUGUUCUGGAGAGGUCUGGACUUGGAUGCGUGGCUGGCUGGCCUGUGUGAAUAUUUCAUGUUCUCUUUUGUACCAGCGCCUCCCCAACCAUGCUUCGGAUAAGCCCCAUAGUAGCAAAGGGUUUCAAAAGAUUCUUAUUAAAAAGGACACCAAAAGGAGUAGCAAUUACUUUCUAAUCAUAAAGUGCUCUCUUUUCUAAAUAUACACCAUUCUGUGUGUGUGUUAGGCAUGUUUUCAACGGCACGCAGAUAGGAGGAGCCGGCUCAGCCUGGGCCUGGCUCGCUUCCUUCGUACACGCUUUGCUCCGCUGGCCCAUGUGUGCAAAAGUGAACAGACUGGCGUUUCUCCCCCAUUUAGAUCUGCAGAUGCCACUUGCGCUUAAGUAGCUCUAAAAAAUCAAAGAGACACACAAACCUCUUCUGCCUUCCAGCAAAGGGUAUGUUUUCCAGAUCUUUGCUGUAGCAGCUCUGAAGUCCUCGAGAGCCGGCUCGUUCUGAAGCUUGUUCUGUAAAAGCCGAAAGGCAAGUUGGGCACCAGGUUCCUCUGUGUGGUCAUGUGAGCACAGACGUCAACUUCAUGAUGCAAUGAACAAAUAUUUAAAGUACUAAUUGUACCACUAGACCAAGAAUGUUUUAAAUUCUAAUUUUCAUGAGGCCCAUGUGGACCCAGGUAGAAAUCAUCUCAGAGGCUUUUUUCAAGUCACAUGUUCUUGAUCGGAUAUGGCAGUCAGUACCGGAAGCAGUUCUGAUGGAAAUCUCACCUCCAGCUCAUGGUUUCCUCUUUCUCCAUCUACCUCUACAGCGAUACAUUGCCCACGGUGCUUUCCUUGGUGCCCGUGCUCGUUUCCUGGGGCGCCAGAACAAAGAACCACAAGCCAUGGGGCUUAAACAACAGAAAUCGUCUUGCAGUCCUGGAGGCUGGAAAUCCUAGAUCGAGGGGUUGGCAGCUCCCUCUGGGCUCUGGGGAAGUCUCUGUGCUGCCUGCUCCCUGCCUCUGCCCUACCGCGGCAUGACCCCACGUCCUAAAUGAGCAAAUGGUCCCCAGUGCUCUCUGACCACAGAUUUAAAAUCCCGCCACCACCCUGUGGGCCUCGUCACUGUCCCUCCUGGAUCCCCUGCUGCUUGCUUACUGGCUUCUAAUACGCUACGUGGUGGACUGACUGAUUCUGUUAAGUGUUUCUCUCCCCAAUUAGAGUGUAAGCUCGUGACAGAGCUUUAUCUCUGUCAGAGAUAAAGACAGAGAUCUUUUGUUUACUGAUGUAUGCCUAACACCUAGAAGUGCCUGGAACCUGGCAGAUACUAAAAAUAAUCUACAACUGUAAAUUUUAUCAAUGGCAAUGAAAAAUACAGUUUAAGAGGAAAAUGAGAAA